GUAGUUCACGGGGCGCGCCAGCGAGUUCGAGGCGCAAAGCCUCGAACUACGACUCCCGGAGGCCAGUGCGGCCGGCCCCAGAGCCCCGCCCCGUGGCCGGCGGCCCGCGGCGAGGCCUCCGAGCUCCAUGGCGGCGCCCCCAGCCUCUGCUGACGCGCCCCGCUUGCCUCCGCCGCCCGCUGCGGCCGGAGACGGGCCCGACCAGCCGGCGGAGAGGAGCGAGACCGCGUGCGAGGACCGCAGCAAUGCGGAAUCCUUGGACAGGCUCCUCCCACCCGUGGGUACCAGGCGCUCACCCCGGAAGCGCACCACCAGCCAGUGCAAAUCUGAGCCACCCCUGCUACGCACCAGCAAGCGUACCAUCUACACGGCCGGACGGCCGCCCUGGUACAAUGAGCACGGCACACAGUCCAAGGAGGCCUUCGCCAUCGGCCUGGGAGGUGGCAGUGCCUCCGGGAAGACAACUGUGGCCAGGAUGAUCAUUGAGGCCCUGGACGUGCCCUGGGUGGUCUUGCUGUCCAUGGACUCCUUCUACAAGGUGCUGACCACACAGCAGCAGGAGCAGGCUGCCCACAACAAUUUCAACUUCGACCAUCCAGACGCCUUUGACUUUGACCUCAUCGUGUCCACCCUCAAGAAGCUGAAACAGGGCAAGAGCGUCAAGGUGCCCGUCUACGACUUCACCACCCACAGCCGGAAGAAGGACUGGAAAACACUCUAUGGUGCAAACGUCAUCAUCUUUGAGGGCAUCAUGGCCUUUGCUGACAAGACGUUGCUGGAGCUCCUAGACAUGAAGAUUUUUGUGGACACAGACUCUGACAUCCGCCUUGUGCGGCGGCUACGCCGGGACAUUAGUGAGCGAGGACGAGACAUUGAGGGUGUCAUCAAGCAAUACAACAAGUUUGUCAAACCUGCCUUCGACCAGUACAUCCAGCCCACUAUGCGUGUGGCAGACAUCGUGGUGCCCUGGGGGAGCGGGAACACAGUGGCCAUUGACCUGAUCGUGCAGCAUAUGCACAGCCAGCUGGAGGAGCGUGAGCUCAGUGUCAGGGCCGCGCUGGCCUCGGCGCACCAGUGCCACCCCCUGCCGCGGACGCUGAGCGUGCUCAAGAGCACGCCGCAGGUGCGGGGCAUGCACACCAUCAUCAGGGACAAGGAGACCAGCCGUGACGAGUUCAUCUUCUACUCCAAGAGGCUGAUGCGGCUGCUCAUUGAGCACGCGCUCUCCUUCCUGCCCUUCCAGGACUGCGUAGUGCAGACCCCGCAGGGACAGGACUACGCGGGCAAAUGCUAUGCGGGGAAGCAGAUCACUGGCGUGUCCAUCCUGCGUGCGGGGGAGACCAUGGAGCCGGCUCUGCGGGCAGUGUGCAAGGACGUGCGCAUAGGCACCAUUCUCAUCCAGACCAACCAGCUCACCGGGGAGCCUGAGGUGCGGGUCGGAAGCCUAGCCGUCAGGGGCUGA
Messenger RNA from Ailuropoda melanoleuca (giant panda), 1462 nucleotides. It is a transcript of the gene UCKL1, whose product is annotated as uridine-cytidine kinase 1 like 1. The transcript is spliced from 12 exons. The record is from RefSeq and is a predicted model, not a curated record. NCBI's taxonomy places the organism in Eukaryota, Metazoa, Chordata, Mammalia, Carnivora, Ursidae. Gene Ontology annotation, molecular function: kinase activity; ATP binding. The coding region runs from base 128 to 1462 and encodes 444 amino acids.